Molecule: messenger RNA, 1101 nt
Organism: Botrytis cinerea B05.10
Lineage: Eukaryota; Fungi; Ascomycota; Leotiomycetes; Helotiales; Sclerotiniaceae
Exons: 2
Coding region: 212-1030 (272 amino acids)
Biological process (GO): nucleoside phosphate metabolic process; ribose phosphate metabolic process
Molecular function (GO): ADP-glucose pyrophosphatase activity; ADP-ribose pyrophosphatase activity
Source: RefSeq, a predicted model, not a curated record
GACAAUAAUUCCAUUCAUCCAAUAUGUUCGGCAGAGGUUGUAGUAAUGGAUCGGCUUGUCUCCAGACUAAUAGUAGUCGUAAAGUACAAAGGUUGUACUCCGUAUGCAUAAAAUUACCUUGAAGUCUUCAAUUACAACACUCAUCCUCAAAAGGCUAUUCCCGACGUUCUCUAGAUUCCAUCAUAGAGGAUACCAAACUACAGCUACCAGAAUGUCUACUUUCCAAAUCAAAGAUAGUAACGUAGAAGUCACACUUUGUGAAGGUAUCACCAAGGAUGAACUCCUGAGCUUUCCAGCCUUUAAAUCAUGGCAUAAUCGCCUGAUCGAAUCUCUCGCUCUACAAGGCAAAACCUCUGAUCAUCCCUUUCAUUCCGAUCCCUAUCAGCUCCGCUCUGUUAAAAUUCAAUCACUCGACCGCUGGGGCAAGCGUAUCGGUUUCAUCAAGAUCAGUAGUAAAAUCACAAAUGAAGCAGGCGAGUCUCUGCCCGGGGAUAUCUUCCUCCGAGGCCCAAGUGUCGGAAUGAUGGUCAUUGUUCAACCUGAAGACGCCGAGAAACCUGAUGAGGAAAGAUGGGUUGUGAUGACUGUUCAACCUCGACCUGCCUCAGGGAGUUUGGCGUUCAUUGAGUUACCAGCCGGUAUGGUUGAUGAUGGAACAUUCAAAGGUGCAGCUGCAAAGGAAAUUGAAGAGGAGCUGGGCUGGACAAUACCGGCAGACCAAUUGACUAACUUGAGCGAGCUGGCUAUUGGUGGCGGGGCAAACAAAGAGGGAGAAGUAUUGCCGAGAGCAAUGUUUCCUAGUGCCGGGGGCUGCGAUGAGUAUAUCCAAAUCUUCUUGCAUGAGAAGAAGAUUUCAAGGGAGGAGUUGAAGGAGACUACAGGAAAGCUUACGGGGUUAAGGGACCAGGGUGAGAAGAUCACGCUCAAACUCGUGAAGUUGGAGGAUUUGUGGAAGGAAGGCGGGAGGGACAGUAAGGCCUUGACUGCUUGGGCUCUCUAUGACGGGCUGAAGCGAACAGGAAAGCUAUGAAACUUUAGAAUCACAUGCACGAAAUUAUAGCUUCUCAAUUGAAUGACAUUACCUUGAAUACCCAAGCCGCA